UCCAAUAGUUUCACUUCCCUUCCUGAAGAAGCGGGUGACGUAAGAUGAACAGUGAGUGAGUGAGUCAACAAGUUGUUGGAACUGAGAGUAGUGACUAGUGAGUACUGAUGUUUCGUCUCUCGCAUUUCUCUCUAUUCGGCUGAAAUUUUUCUCACUUCCACUAGUACAGCUAGUGCUUCCUCUUCCGCGAGACAACAAUUCCUCUCUUCCAUUUCAGUUCCGGAUACUUCUUUGCUUCCUGAUUUAGGAAAAAUGACGGAUAACAACUCCUCCGGUGAGUGAGGCAUGACAUGUCCACCACAGUCAGACUCUCAAAACUUGCCGGUUGGAUGGAGAUUCCACCCGUCUGAUGAAGAACUGGUUGAUUAUUAUUUGAAGCGGAAGAGGCUUGGUCAUCCUAUAUAUGGCUUGGACAUCAGCGAGGUUCAAGUAUGCGAUUAUGACCCUAGGGAUCUACCAGGUCUUUCCAUGAACAAUUCUCGGGAUAAAGUUUGGUAUUUCUUUUGUCUUCGUCUGUAUCACAAUAAUAGAGGCCAAGCUAAAAGGAAGGCUAAGGAUGGAUAUUGGAAAGGCACAGGUGACCUUCGCUCGGUCACGCCUGAAGAUAGUGAUGAGGAGAUCGGAACAAAGAGAACCUUGGUUUUCCAUAAUCCUAAAGCCACCCAAUGGGUCAUACACGAGUAUGAGUACACUGCUGCACUCAAUUUGCCUACAAAGGGAGAUUAUGUUCUUUGUAAACUAAAGAUAUCGAAGAACAAGAAAAAAGCAAGUAAGAAAGAUGAGAAAGCUGAACCAGAUAGCAAGAAGACAAGACCAAAUAAGAAGUCAAGAAAAAGUGAAUCAAAUGGUAAUUUGGCUUCUGCUUCUGCUUCCACUUCCAAAAAUAGAAAGUUAGAGGGGAUGACGACUAAUUCAGCUUAUGGUGAAGGUGAACCAAACAGCCUAAUGAUUUUAGAUUUAGAAAAUCAAAAUCUAAAUACGAUGGCUUCUAUCUCAACCUAUAACAAAGAUGAGAUGAGCAGCCUGAUGACUUCUAAUUUUGAGAAUGGUUAUUAUAAGAGAGCUAUCGUUUCAACCUGUAAUAAAGGUGAAACAAGUUGUCCAAUGGCCUCUGAUUUGGAAAAUCAUUGUCCUGAGGAGAUGACUGCUAUGUCAUCAUACAAGAAAGUUAAUCCAAGUUGCCCCAGGGCUUCUGUUUUAGAAAAUCUAAGUCCAAAUGAGAUAACUUCUCUUUCAACCAAUAGCAAAGGUGAUACAAGUUUCUUUAGGACUUGUGAUAUUGAAAAUAAAAAAUCAGAUGCGUUUGCGAAAGUUAAAUCAAUAGACCUUGUUACUUGGGAUUUUGAAAAGCAAAAUCCAACUAAGAAUAUAGACAUACCAGUCCCAACAGAAGGUGAACAGAUUCCUCAGAGUCCCUCAGUGGCUUCUAAUGCUGGAGAAACCACAUGCCAAGAAGUGCAAAGUCAAUAUAAGAAGACUAGUGUGCCAAUCCCUGAAGAUUAUGCGGGUUCCUCAACAACUUCUAAUGAGGAAGCUAUGUUUCAAGUGCAAAGCCAAUAUAAGAACACAGAGAUGCCAAUUCUUAAAGACAAUGGUGAUCUGUUUACAGCUUUUGAUGCAGAAGCUAAAUUUCCUGAGAUAAACUCUCAAAUGCUGGAAGAGUUAUUAGCGUUCUAUGAACUAGAAGACAGCCUCAACUCUGCACCGCAGCAGCCUAUACCAGAGGAAAGCCCCAGUAUCAAGUAGCGGCGUCGGCAACCUCUGCAUCUUUUUGAACAGGAAUUUGUUCCUAUUAGGUUCCUGCUCAGGAACUAAACAGCAUAAUAGUAGAAUGGACUUAACUUAUUGGCAAAGAGGGUAUGUCCCUCUGUUUUGUAUUAGAUAUGGCUGAAAGAAACUAAGACAAUUAGUGUAGGAACCAAACAGCUAUAGUCGUUUGGUUCCUCAAUCUCAAUGGUUGAUCCACCCAUUGAUUAUCCAAAUGAUAGACGUGUUGAGUUAGACUUUGAUCUAGCAACUGCAGCUUCAAGCUGCAAUCCAUUAUAACGUGGCCUUAUACUACCGAAUGUGUAGGCUAUGUAUCGAUGGAAGAAGUUAACAUGUCUCUUUCCCUGGAGUUAUGGCUUAGACCAUUAUCGUCUGUUCUGAGGACAUUAAAGAAGUAUCGUAGAACUUCAAUGUAUUUAACUCCAAUGUAGAGUUCUGUUCCUUAUUUGUGAAUGUGUUGUAUCAAGAAAUAACAACUUGAAGCUUCUGGGUUCGUACACAUGUAACCUUUUGUUGUAAAAAUGUUGAAUAAUAAGUUAAAGUUUCAAUUGAAAUUCA
Molecule: messenger RNA, 2325 nt
Organism: Manihot esculenta (cassava)
Lineage: Eukaryota; Viridiplantae; Streptophyta; Magnoliopsida; Malpighiales; Euphorbiaceae
Product: protein NTM1-like 9
Exons: 5
Coding region: 286-1746 (486 amino acids)
Biological process (GO): regulation of DNA-templated transcription
Molecular function (GO): DNA binding
Source: RefSeq, a predicted model, not a curated record